Molecule: messenger RNA, 1500 nt
Organism: Closterium sp. Yama58-4
Lineage: Eukaryota; Viridiplantae; Streptophyta; Zygnematophyceae; Desmidiales; Closteriaceae
Source: the annotation of a GenBank genome assembly
AUGACGAGACGCAAGCUUCGAAUUUCCCUCUCUUCAAGUCUCGCUCUUCUCACUCCCGCUCCCCCUCCUGCUACUCCGUCCUCAUCUGCUGCCGCUGCUGCUGCUUCUGCUGCUGCUGCUGCUUCUGCUGCUGCUGCUUCCGCUGUUUCGCUUGCUGUCCCAACCCCUUUUGUCGAUGAUACCACUAUUACUGACGUGACCUCUGCUGUCGCCACUGCUACUAUUGAUACUUAUCCCACGGCGCCGUCCGCUUCCACGUCAGCUCCAGCCGUAUCGUGCGGCGAAGAGCCAGGGCCACUUUCCGAUAUCCCUCCUCGCACCGCGUCGCCUGUACCCGAGAUAUUUCCGCGAACCGCGUCGGCUGACGGUGACGGAACGCAACUCGCAGCUCCGUCGUCGCCCGGAGUCGUCGCCGAAGAGGCAGCGACUGCGUCGCAAAUCAUCCCUCGUAUCUCAGCUGUUGACGGAGUCGUCGCCGAUAUCGCAGCGCCGUCGUUUCCCAGACCAGUAGCCGAAGCGCCAGAGCUGGGUUCUGACACUGGUCCUCGCGCCACGACCGUAGAAGCGAGCAUCACGCGUCGCGCAAGUCCAUCUGCUCCCGCAGCUGUGCCGUCGACUCUCACAGCCGUUCCUUCUCCGAACGCCGCUCCUCCCGCUCCGUUCGCUCCUAGCCGUUGGAUCUGGCUGGCGACCCCGAUCACCAUUUUCCUGUCGCUCUUUCACCCCGUCCUCCUCUGCGCAGCCGCCAUGUGGCAGCUGGUGCGGCGACUAAUCGGCCACGUCACCAGCGCUACUGCAGGUCGCCCGGGCCUCUGGACGGCGUCAGCAGCGGCGGCGCGAGGGGAGGCGCAGGGGAGCGGGGGCUCGGCGAAGCGCGUGCGGUGGGAGGAGGAGGAGGUGGCGUGCGGCACGGAGCACACGGUGGUCUACCUGCUUCUGCAGAGCGGCCGCCUCUCCCCCCGCGGCCUUGCCACGCUCGCUUGCCUCUGCCGCUCCUUCCGCCAUGUGUGUGAAGACGAGAUGCUGUGGCAUCUGGCGUGCAUCGUGCAUUGGCCCAGCCUCAACGCGCCGGACCUGGAGGCCAGAAUACGAGCGAACGGUGGUUACAAGAGGUUCUGCCGUCUGCUCCACACGCCCUGUGGGGAGGUCCAGCAAAGCAUCCCAGCAGGCCACGUGGACGAGUUUGUGUCUGACGUCAUUUUCCUUGUUGACGUGUCGUACCGCGGUUCGCCCAUCUUCUCGCGCCGCAUCAGCGGAUCCAGCGACCUGGAGCACCUGCAGCAGCCCGACUCAUCAUUCGUGUGCAGGCUGCCAGACAUCAAUGUGGGGUCAGUGCUGGUGGAGGGCAAGCCUGGGCUGAGCAGGAGGGCGUUGGAGCGCGCAGCAAGGGAGCUGCAGGUGUCGUGUUUGGCGCUCAAGGGUCCGUUGGCGGGUGGUGGGGACCGCUUUGCUGUGCUGCUCAGCGCUGCCACCUCACAGAACAGCAUCAUUGGCGGGUAG